This is a messenger RNA of Exophiala xenobiotica, 3052 nucleotides long. RefSeq lists its product as uncharacterized. Gene Ontology annotation, biological process: regulation of DNA-templated transcription. The coding region runs from base 745 to 2949 and encodes 734 amino acids. The record is from RefSeq and is a predicted model, not a curated record. Lineage: Eukaryota; Fungi; Ascomycota; Eurotiomycetes; Chaetothyriales; Herpotrichiellaceae. Gene Ontology annotation, molecular function: zinc ion binding; acetyltransferase activity; DNA-binding transcription factor activity, RNA polymerase II-specific. The transcript has 3 exons.
CCUCGACUCCCACAGGCACCGCCCAUGCCACCUGCCACCUCACUCUUUCUCACCUUUUCUCCUCGUCUCUUGUCUUCAUUCAUAUCGUGCUCGCUCUCCAUCUUCUGAAGGUCCUCUGCCAGUCCGUAAAAUCAACUCUCGCCUCGUCGGUGCACGCCAACCUUCCAGUGUGCCGCAAACCGGAGUAUUCGGCCCUUUUGCUAAGCUGCGCCUGCGCUUCUCGCGCCUACAGUAGCUGCACAACCUCACGCAGAGAGCAGAAAACAACAUCCAACCAGGCGGGGUCUAUUGUCCUGUUCCCAUCAUCAUAUCAUCAACCUCCUGGACGACGUGUCACUGUUGACCUGCCUGAGACCAUCACUUCGCACGAUAUUCGCUUCAUCGUCCAGCUUCUUCACAUCUCCUUGCCCAAUCCCGGCGCUUGCCUUGUCCCAGCCGUCACGGUCAUUUAAGCGCCCAUCUUCUACGGAUCUCCUUCUUUGCGUGUGUCACUCUUCCAGAAGGUCCGAAGAUUUCAGACCUGUCUCAGAUAGCUCGCAUUUCCAGAUACGUCAUCGGGGUUCAACCACAGGCACGGCAUUGCCAUUGUUAGCGCCCGUUUGUCUCAGGCUCGAAUAUCUCUCUGAUCCCUUUUCACUAGCUCAGGAGUCGCCGCCUGCAGGAGUACGUCUCUAAACACUUAUAACGAUCAAAUCCCAGUGGCGAGCAAGGUGAUCAUCAGGUUGGCAUGCAACGACCGCAAAAAUGGGAGAGAUUGAAUACAAACUCAAUCCAUACCCGUCACCAUAUGACGAAGCUCAACGAGCAAACGACGUGUCUUCUACAUCAACCAACUUCUAUCCUCACCCAGACAGUCCAGAGGUUCACCAUCACAAGCGCAAGCGGUCAGGCUCAAGCUCUGACGAGAUGGUGAGAUUGACUCAAGGACCGUCAUCCGAGUACAACCACUUCAACCAAUCUGGAUCACACCACGUGGUCACCGCCAAUCGAGCACUGCGCGAGCUUUCCAAAUCUGAUCGCGACCCAGGCGAUCACUACCCCCAUGAGAACGGCAACGAAUAUGGACGUAGUUGGCAACCUGAGGUUGCUGUCAAAAGUUCUCCUUCCAGUGGACCCGUUGCUCAGUUCGCGGAUUCCUCACAACAAGACACAAUCGAAGUGUUGCAGCCCCGGACCAACAGAGUAGUCGCCCAGUCGACGAACGGUGUGGCCUCUCAGUCAAACGGUGUGGUCGAUGAGUCAACGAACGGUAUGGUAGCCCAGUCGACGAACGGUGUGGCCGGCCAGUCAAACGGUGUGGUCAGCCAGUCGACGGACUACCCCCACACAUCAUACGGAGGACAAGAGCCUGACCCUGAACAAUAUCACCCAGAUUCUUCUCCGGGUGUUGUGGUGAUUGGUCCCAAGCGAAAACGUAAUUUCAGCAACAGAACAAAGACAGGAUGCUUGACCUGCCGGCACCGGAAGAAAAAAUGUGACGAGCAACGCCCAUGGUGCCUGAACUGCACCAAAGGUGGAUUUGCAUGUAGGGGCUACAGUAAGUCUACAAGGUCUACUUGGACAAACAAGCCCAAUCCGGCCAACGGCGGUCCGCCUCUGCAGUCGAAAAACGGCCAUGUCGAAGUGUCGGAGCAACCAGCUCAUGAUGGUCUUCAUGAUGGUCUUCAUGAUGGUCUUCAUAGUGGUCUUCAUGAUGGUCUGCAUAGUGGUCUUCAUAAUGGUCUUCAUAAUGGCCUUCAAAUCGAUCCGCCACCACCGAUCAAUCCUGCCCCUACUCACAACGGACCUGGCCUAGAGCGGCCGGCUCAACCCAACCACCAUGGCAACCCCCGUCAGCAAUACUUUGUGCCAGAGAAUCCAUCUCAUGGACAACAUAUACCAGCCCCUCCUCAGACUGAAGCCGGACGGCGGCCGUACUAUUCACCUCCGCUGGCAUAUCCUCCAUAUAACCCUGAUCCGCUUCCACUUCCACUUCCACGGCUUCCCGAACUCGUUCGUUCAGAACAAUCUCCAGCUUCUUAUCCACCAGAAAUGACGAGACCAACAAAUCAAAGCCCACCUUAUCCCCAGCGUGGCGGACACCCGCUACAUUACCAACCACAGCCACGCCCUGAUGACGCACCGCUUCCGCGCCUUACACCGUCACACUUGCCCUCUGCGACUCACUCUCAUUCUUCUUCCCCUCCACAAACACGCACGCGGCAGCCAUGGGUUCCAGCGUCGCAACAUGAGACGCAGCCAUCAUACGUUCAAGCUGCAGCAGAACCGGUCGGACAGUCCGUCCAGGUCCCGAUCAUUUCCGAACCGCACGUAACCAAGCAUUUCAACAAGGAGGACAUUCAGCGCUCCCGGAUGCUGAGACAGUCAUCAUACAAUCACCUCGACGAAACAUUGCGAAACGAGCGUGCCCGAUGCAAGCGGGCUCUUGCACGCUACAACAACGCAUGUGACAUCGACAGUGGCUUGAGCGCAACACAAAUUCGUGAGCUGUUGCUGAUGGUGUUUGAUCCCAGCAAAGACAAAAUCCAUCGACUUGUUCCAACCCCAGCAAAAGGCUUGCUCAGUCCGGGCGUGGUGAUCGAGGCGCCAUUCAGAUGCUCAUACGGCUAUAACAUCCACAUCGCUGAAAACGUUUUCAUCGGGGAGAAUUGCACCAUUGAUGAUGCUGCCCAGGUUGAUAUCGGAGCGAGAACGCACAUUGGCAGCGACGUGAUCAUCUAUACAGCAGACGUUAGCAAGGAUAUGGUUGAUCGCAAGGGCGCUGGCGCUCCAUGGGUUGCCAAAAGAGUCAAGAUUGGGGCGGAUGUGAUCAUUGGCCGUGGAGCGGUCAUCUUUCCAGGUGUAGAGCUCAAGUCUUCAUGCACCAUUGCGCCGUUCGAAUUGGUGCGAGAGAAUGUUGAGUCUCUUCAAGAGCUGCGGACUGGUUCCACUCGAGGUAGACUAAAUUGACAGACCGCUAUAGUAUGCAAUCCCGCGGUCGAUGAAACUGUGUUUGGGGACGGCGCAAUGCAAAUUUCCAGUUUAGUUUACCCCGAAAUCACGCGAAAUGUGC